Hibiscus syriacus is the source of this 884-nucleotide messenger RNA. RefSeq names its product protein LURP-one-related 6-like. NCBI's taxonomy places the organism in Eukaryota, Viridiplantae, Streptophyta, Magnoliopsida, Malvales, Malvaceae. The record is from RefSeq and is a predicted model, not a curated record. The coding region runs from base 67 to 684 and encodes 205 amino acids. The transcript has 4 exons.
UAAGUAUAGGUUGUCUCAGAGUUCACAGCCUAGAACUUUAGAACAUUAUAUCUAUAUAUAUCAUCCAUGGCGACAAAAGCCAAUACAAUGCCAGUUAUCAGCAAGCUGUAUUGUUCCUAUUCUCAGGUGGUGUUCGUGGCUCGGAGGACGCCGCAUGUGGUGAAUGGAGGUGGUUUUGCGGUGACGAAUUGUAGCCAGCUGGUUGUUUUCUGGGUUGAUGGUUGUGGCAUUCUCGGUACCAAAGGGGAGAUCGUGUUGAGAGACAUGGAAGGCGAUGCUUUGCUUCUCAAACAUAGAAAGGGAGGGAGGGUUGAGGCACUGAGCAUACAUAAAAGACGGAAAGGUUACACAUCCGACUACAAAGGAACAAAAAAGUUGGUUUUUACCCUAAAGGAGCCUCGUUCAUGUCUAGCAAAGAACGAUGCCAUAAGAAUCUCCACUGAACCAAAAAGAAGCAAGAACUGGGACUUUGAGAUCAAUGGUUAUUUCCCCGAAAGAGAUUGCAGCAUCAUUGAUUCCGUCAGCAACAUUGUCCCUCUGAUCGGAGUCAAGAAGGAAGUAGAGGAGGUGAUGGCAAGUAAAGAUCUUUAUCAUGUAGUGGUGAAACCCGGAACCGGUCAAGAUUUUGUUUUCGGAGUCAUUGCCGUUCUUGAUUACAUUCAUGGAGAAUCUACCAGGUGCUGAUCCACGAAUUUCUAUGGGAGCUAAAGAAGAGAAGUCUUUAAAUAUCCUGGGAUAAUCUUGUUUAAUACCGGGAAUGCUUUAUUUUGUUUGUUUUGUCUGAUUUGUAUCACUAAAUUUGGAAUCAAAUGAGCUGCAAAUUCCAUUCUUGCUUAUUUAUUUCAGGACAGAACAGAGCAUCAAGCUUUCUGUUCAUGUUUAUG